AUGGCACCGUGGCUACGAUUCCUGGAAGCAUGGGCGGUUCAGCAGCUGUUGCGGACGCCAGCAUUCCACAGAGCUGUCGAAAAGGUUGCGAGACAGGUACAUCGUGCGCGGCAUGGAACGCCGCCGGAAGAGCUGGGUGGUACGAAGCUGGACGAUCCCAACCAGCCCAGCUUCAUCAGGCACUUUGCGGAUGAGUUGAAGACACAGCUC
Pseudocercospora fijiensis CIRAD86 is the source of this 210-nucleotide messenger RNA. RefSeq lists its product as uncharacterized. The annotation marks the transcript as partial. NCBI's taxonomy places the organism in Eukaryota, Fungi, Ascomycota, Dothideomycetes, Mycosphaerellales, Mycosphaerellaceae. The transcript has a single exon. The record is from RefSeq and is a predicted model, not a curated record.